AUGACUGUCGAACCGUUAUGGGAGCAGAUUAUCUCUAAGAAACGGGCGAUCAGAGAUAAACUACUGGUCCCGUAUCUGACCAGCAUAAAAGAUCGACAGGUUCAAGUGGAUAAUGUUCAUGAGCGCAGUCGAGUGGAGGGAGAAGUUGAAGCCAUCACGGACAUUGAUAAUGUGGAAGAAGUAUUGCAGAGGAUGCAAAAAGGUGAUUUUUCUGCCGAGCAGAUUGUCAAGGCAUACAUACAACGGGCCGUGGUCGCACAUCAGUUGACCAACUGUCUAACAGAGGUGGUAUUUGAUGAUGCAUUGCAGCAAGCCAAGAAACUCGAUGAAGACUUCCAGAUAACCCAUCAAAUCAAGGGUCCUCUGCAUGGAAUCCCAUUUACCGUCAAAGACCAGUUCAAUAUCAAAGAUGUGGAUACCACCUUGGGUUAUGUGGGCCGAUCUUUCGAUCCAGCCCAGCAGGAUGCCGUUCUAGUUCGAAUCUUGAAGAAUAUGGGUGCAAUUGUCAUCGCAAAGACUAACUUGCCCCAGAGUAUCAUGUGGGCAGAAACCGAAAACCCACUGUGGGGACUGACCACCAACCCUCGUAACCCUACCUUCUCCCCAGGGGGCUCCACUGGUGGUGAAGGCUCCCUUCUGGCCUUGCAUGGAUCUUUGAUGGGCUUUGGUACAGACAUUGGAGGUAGUGUGCGAAUUCCUCAAAGCAUAGCCGGUCUGUAUGGCUUGAAGCCCUCGAGCAGCCGAUUUCCUUACGAAGGCGUCCCGGUGUCGACAGAAGGCCAAGAGCAUGUUCCGUCAGCUGUGGGACCGAUGACUAGAGAUCUUCAAUCCCUUUACUACAUCACUAAGCUCGUGACGAACAGCCGGCCAUGGGAUUUAGAUCCUCGAUGUACACCUCUGCCUUGGAAUGACGCUGUGUUCCACGAGAUUCAGACUCGUCCCAUGGUCAUUGGACUCAUCAUGGAUGAUGGUGUCGUCAAAGUCCACCCGCCGAUUGCCCGGGCUCUAAAAGAGUUGACGGUCAAAUUGAAAUCCGCGGGCCACGAAGUUGUACCCUGGGAUACAUCAGACCACGCAGAAUGUAUCGAGGUCAUGGAUCUCUACUAUACCGCUGACGGAGGAGAAGAUAUCCGUAGGGCUGUCGGUGCCGCCGGUGAACCCUAUAUCCCCCACGUGGAAGCCCUAAUCAACCGUGGCAAACCAAUCUCCGUAUACGAAUAUUGGCAGCUGAACAAGCGGAAGUUUGCUGCGCAGAAGAAAUACCUCGAUAAAUGGAAUGCCGUGCGAUCUGCAUCUGGGAGACCUGUCGAUAUCCUGCUGAGUCCAACAUUGCCACAUACAAGUGUUCCCCACAGGAAGUUUCGAUGGGUGGGAUAUACCAAGAUCUGGAAUUUUCUGGACUAUCCAGCAGUGACAUUUCCCGUAGACGGGGUGAGAGCGGAUCGAGAUCAGUUGCCAGCCGAGCCUUAUGUGCCAAGGAAUGCAUUAGAUGAGUGGAAUUGGUUACUAUACGAUGCGGAUCAGGUGGAUGGGUAUCCCGUGAAUCUGCAGAUCAUUGGCAAGAAAUUGGAAGAAGAGAAGGUGUUGGGAGCCGUCACUGCCGUGGAAAACAUCUGGAAGGGCCAAAUUGCCAGCCAAGCUUGA
Penicillium verhagenii is the source of this 1644-nucleotide messenger RNA. Its product is annotated as Amidase. NCBI's taxonomy places the organism in Eukaryota, Fungi, Ascomycota, Eurotiomycetes, Eurotiales, Aspergillaceae. The transcript has 5 exons. Bases 1 to 1644 code for a protein of 547 amino acids. The record is from RefSeq and is a predicted model, not a curated record.